Messenger RNA from Didymodactylos carnosus, 909 nucleotides. Lineage: Eukaryota; Metazoa; Rotifera; Eurotatoria; Philodinida; Philodinidae. The record is from the annotation of a GenBank genome assembly.
AUGAUCGUUUGGCGCACAAUCGGGGGCCAAGAGGAAGUCAAAACAAUUCUUUCUAUUGCUGAAGAAGAGUUUCUUGUGAAGGUAAUCAAGCUGUAUCAAGAAUGGCAGCAACCAGUCUCAAAGCCAGAUAUUCUUGAAUUAACGAAGACAUACAUGAAACAAUUGGGAAAGAAAACGAAAAAUCAAGAUGGUAAUGAAUUAAAACUGAAUGAUUGGUAUUAUGGAUUUUUAGCAAGAUGGUCUACAGAAUUAAAAACAAUGAAAACGUCACCACUAGAAAAAAUACGAUCACAAUCAUUAACACCAGAUGUAAUCAAACAUUGGUUUAAUCGUUCAAAAUUAAUUAUGGCUAAAUUAAAUUUAUUUGAUCGUCCACAAUCAAUUUACAAUGUUGACGAAAGUGGGUUUUCAGAUCAUGCAGGACGUAAAACAGUGAUUGUUAAACGUUCAACAAAAAUUGCAAUAUCGACUCAUGGUGGUAGUGGCAAAAGCUUCACUACGGUAUUAUUAUGCACAUCAGCAAGUGGCAGGUAAGAAUUAACGUUUUAUCUAAUCGAAGAACGCAUGAUCUAAGAGUGAAGAUUGAUAGUUCAUUUCUAAAGACUGAACUUUAGCGGAAAGGUUUCAGUUAUCCAAAUAGAUCUUCACGCAUUGUCAUCCAAAUGCUUUUAUUUUUUUCUGUUUUAGUUGUCUACCGUGUUCUUCGAUUGGUUCGCUAACAUGUUUAUACCAUGCACUGCAGCUGUUCGAAAACCCGUGAUGCUUAUUAUGGAUGGACAUAAAACCCACAUUUCACCAAGAACAAUCAAACUAGCCAUGGAUAAUAAUAUACAUUUAGAGGUUCUUCCACCGCACUGAACUACCGUUUUUCAACCAUUAGAUGUAGUAACACUGAAGGUCGUUAAAACG